This is a messenger RNA of Tauraco erythrolophus (red-crested turaco), 744 nucleotides long. The record is from RefSeq and is a predicted model, not a curated record. NCBI's taxonomy places the organism in Eukaryota, Metazoa, Chordata, Aves, Musophagiformes, Musophagidae.
AUGCCAGGCACCAGAGCAUCCCAGGCCCAGGGGGUACUAGACCCCCAGCGCAGCAUCAGCCCCCCUGACAGCAUCGUGGUCCUCCCGCAGCCCGACGGCACCCGUGCGCCCAUGGAGAUAGUGCUCCUGAACAAGGUGGGCUCCGGCUUCCACGGUGUCAUCCAGCUCCUGGACUGGUUUGAGCUCCCGGACAGCUUCGUGCUGGUAAUGGAACGUCCGGAGCCAUGCCAGGAUCUCUUUGACUUCAUCGCGGAGCGAGGGUGCCUGUCGGAGGAUGUGGCGCGGGGGCUUUUCCGCCAGGUGCUGGAGGCCGUGUGGCACUGCCAUAACUGCGGUGUCCUGCACCGGGAUAUCAAGGACGAAAACAUCAUCGUCAACCUCGACACCGGUGAGCUGAAGCUCAUCGACUUUGGUGUUGGCACGUUCCUCAAGGAGACCGUCUACACCCAAUUUGCCGGAACACAGGCGUACAGCCCGCCGGAGUGGUUCUGCUACCACCGCUACUAUGGGCGUCCGGCAGCAGUCUGGUCCCUGGGCAUCCUGCUCUACGUCAUGGUCUGCGGGGAUGUCCCCUUUGAGCAGGAGAAGGACAUCGUUCGGGCCCGGCUUGUCUUCCGGCAGCGGAUCUCUCCAGAGUGCCAGCACCUCAUCAGGUGGUGCUUGUCCUGGCGCGCCUUGGAUCGGCCGUCCGUGGAAGACAUUUUCAACCAUCCUUGGCUGCAAGGCGUUCAUCUGCCUCAGUAG